UAACAUGACGUCACGACUCACCUGUGGGUGGGUGUAGGAUCUGGGAUUAGCUGUAGCCACAGUUAAUAGCCAAACAUUGGAAACACAAGACUAACACGAGACUAAGUUUUCCCCAAAAAAAAGGAGACGACGCGAGUGAGCCGAGUUGCGUUGUUCGGUUGAGGCAUCCGACUUCAGGUUGGCAAAGUUUGGUGUUUCUUGGAAGUCACCUGGAAAUCUGUGGGCGGUCAAAAUCUGUCUUUCUUUCUCUGUUUGAAGCGCUAGCAGAAGUUUUCUCUGUGAGACUUCCGCGGUUUGCUCGCCGAACAAGUUAUCUGGGAUAAAAGACAACCACAAGCGUUUCCUCUUAUGCGGUCCCAGGUAUUCUGAGCCAUGCCUGGCCACAGCACAGGGGCUCCCCAGGCGUCCUGCCACCACAAACACCACAGCUCCAGAGCAGGAAAGUACAGAGCGGCUCGGACUAUAUCCAAGGAGAGCACGGCCAGUCAAGACUCCUACAAGGAUCCUCGUGGGGAGCAUCUACAUGAGCACCACGCUGACCACUUACGGUACUCAGAAUGCAAGAAUGGUCGCAGCAGAGGCCACCCGCGUAAUGGCACGGGUCGGGGCUCUGAGACUAUAGGAUUUAUUCCUGGCUCCGCAGACAGUACGCCUACCAGCAGACGUGCCUGUGGCUCCUGCGCCUCCAUGGGUUGGAGUGGCUGUAAGGCUCUUAUCUGCUGUGUUCUGACCUGUGGAUUUUAUGGCAGCCGAGAGCCCUGCCUGCCUGUUAAUGAGAGCUCCACAGACCAUCCUCCUAAAGCAGGCAGUGAGCCACACCCUCCUAAUGGCAUAGCUGUGACCAGCCCCACUUGUGGCAUGCCUUUGGAGUCCAGCAAGUCUACCAAAGCCUCGAAGUUGACGAGUGACAGCUUCCGCUACCCAGAUGUGCGCAUCGCAGGUCAGACGGUAAGGUAUACGGUUGCUGCCCCCAAACGAACCCGUACACCCGGCAAGGGGGAAAGCCAGCGGCCUAUCAGCAACACCAGCCUGUUAUCCCGUGAGGACUAUGACUUAGAUGACCUGGGUGACACAGGCACAGACAUUGACUCUCUUAUCACCAAGAAGCUGCUGGAGCUUUACGCCCUGCACCAGAUUGACCAGCUGGCCAAGUGCACCUCUGACUCCUCUUUCUCCCGCAAGACCAACGAGAUCAGCGAGCUCAUUUACAGCAUUGCUCAGGACUACAACCUGGAGGAGCAGGAGGCAGAGUGCAAGCUGGUGCACGGAGUCAUCCGCAUCAGCACGCGAAAGGGCAAGAGAAACAAGAGCCAUCCGUCUACCGGACAGCGUACUAAUGGGAGGAGUGAUGGGACUCUCCCUGACAGUGGCAACGAGACCAUGACCAACACUUUCAUGAGCAGUGACUUUCCAGAGGUGAAAGUGUCGGAGCAAACGCCGUCAGAUGAGCUGGCGAGGAAAAUGAGACAUUACAGCGGGAGAACUUACUCCUCCAGCACCACCACGCCCUACCAUGACACCGAAACGGACUCCUCAGGCGCUCCUCUUCUUCUCUGAAGGGGGACACAGACACACAAGUACCUGAACUGACAAGUGAUGUAGCCAACUAGAUGGACAAUGUUACCCUCCUGCUGUCAUUUUUGUUGUUGUUGCUGUUACUGAGUGGAGCACCUUUUACCCUGGGGUAGUGGAACUUCUGCUCUUAAGUGGUCUCGCUAAUAUUUGCUAUUGGAGUGUCCUUUAAAUUCAUGGACCUUUUUUUUAUUUUUUAUAUAUAUAUAUAUAUAUAUAUAUAUAUAUAUAUAUAUAUAUAUAUAUAUAUAUAUAUAUAUAUAUAUAUAUAUAUAUAUAUAUAUAUAUAUAUAUAUAUAUAUAUAUCUCUCCAGCAAAUGACCCACGGAGGAAACAAUUCUUUUUUUUUUUUUACACAGGGAAAGCCAAUGCCGUUUUUUUUGUGUAUUUCUAUGCCGUGUUUCAAGUUGUUUUCAGAAAAUAAAACAUGACUACACUCCAUACAAUCUUAGCAGUCAGGCCAGAGGAUAGAGACUAAUGGUAGAACGUAACCGUUCUCAUUCUUGUCUGUGAUUGUUUAUGCAAGCCAUUGUGCAUGUACCGUAUCUAAUGUAUGUAUGCAUGGGCUUAUUAACUCCUGCCAGUUAGACUCCUCGAAAGCAUGUUUUUACCUGAAAGCUGCAUUGUUAAGCCAUAUUUUGAUGUACAUAUUUUUAUGUCAAUGUUACUGUGGUUCUUUUUAACCAUGUGUGGCAUCUGGCCACAGUUCUUUUUUUAUUCACAGAUCAGUCUUGUUUUUAACUAAAUAAAAAUCUCCAUGCUUGUUUAUGCCUUUUCAUGUGCAUGCAAGAAAAUAUCUUUAUGGUGUUUAAGUAAUCUAUUUCUCAUUUUAACUUACAGAAAAUGGGUAAUAAUGCUUGAUGCUGGCAGAGCUUUGUGCCAACCUUUUUGUUCUCUCCAGACAAGCCAAUAUAAUCUAUUCAUGCA
Perca fluviatilis (European perch) is the source of this 2499-nucleotide messenger RNA. RefSeq names its product keratinocyte differentiation factor 1a (gene kdf1a). The coding region runs from base 373 to 1557 and encodes 394 amino acids. Gene Ontology annotation, cellular component: cell junction. The transcript is spliced from 4 exons. Gene Ontology annotation, biological process: regulation of epidermal cell division; keratinocyte development. NCBI's taxonomy places the organism in Eukaryota, Metazoa, Chordata, Actinopteri, Perciformes, Percidae. The record is from RefSeq and is a predicted model, not a curated record.